GACCGGGUCACCCUGUUAACGGCAGGAUAAGGUAGUGUGGCGAUGUAAAGACUCACCACACCAUCGCCUGUUUGCACUUGACUCGAAGACGGCACGGCGUAAGCAUGUCUCGCCUGGUCACUCGCAUCUUUGUUAUUUCCAAACACUCGAGAGCGGGGCUGCCAUUGUUGUCACGGCGGAGCAUCCCCGUCUUCAUCCGCCCUGUACACACAAGUGGAGGCUUGCAAUCUCUAACCCGCUAUGACCAGACGACAGAUUGGCAAAAGAAACUCACUCCUGAGCAGUAUGUAGUCACUCGAGAGAGGGGUACGGAAGUGCCCUUUAGUGGGAUCUACCUGAAUCACUAUGAGGUGGGGAUGUACCAUUGCGUCUGCUGUGACUCUCCACUCUUCAGCUCAGAGUCCAAGUAUGACUCCGGGACGGGCUGGCCGGCUUUCAAGGAGGCUCAUGGGACGUGGGAGCGAGAUGAAAGCCACUCCUCUAUCAUCCGUCGCCCUGACAACAGCCUGGGUAGCGCCAGCACGGAGGUGCUUUGUAAAAACUGUGACGCCCACUUGGGUCAUGUAUUUGAGGACGGGCCGGAUCCGACUGGUCAGCGGUUCUGUAUUAACAGCGCCGCACUCAACUUUAAGCCCAGAGAAAACACCAAACCUGGAGAGGACGAGGAGAACUGACAAUAUAUCAUAUUUUACGAUGUAUAAUCUUCAUUGUGGUUCUGUAUUUUUCAAUGGAAUCUGUCUGCAUUACUUGUUUGAAGGUUUUUCUUAAUAAAUAUAUCA
This is a messenger RNA of Doryrhamphus excisus (bluestripe pipefish), 779 nucleotides long. RefSeq names its product methionine sulfoxide reductase B2 (gene msrb2). The record is from RefSeq and is a predicted model, not a curated record. Lineage: Eukaryota; Metazoa; Chordata; Actinopteri; Syngnathiformes; Syngnathidae. Gene Ontology annotation, molecular function: peptide-methionine (R)-S-oxide reductase activity. Gene Ontology annotation, cellular component: cytoplasm. Gene Ontology annotation, biological process: response to oxidative stress; protein repair.